CUGCUACACCCGUCACCCCGGGGGGAAACACCCGGAAGCUAAGCAGGGGUUAGCCCCGGUGGACUCCCACCUCGUGUCCCCUCCAGGUGCAAGGGGCAGCUGUGUUUGACUCCUGGAUGGGAGACUGCGCCGCGGGGGCAGGUCUCUCCUUGUAGCCUGUGGCACCCCCAGCCCUCGGGGGUGCUGCGCUCUUGCCCCCGUCCCUGUCCUGCGUGAGCAAGCUCGUGUCAGGGUACCCAUGCACCUUAUAGACUAACUCUGUACAGUGCAGGUGCCACACCCCAGACACAGCUGCAUCAUCCCCUGUGGGUCCCAGCACUAGGAGGGUGGGGGUUGCUCUGCUCCUCCCUCGGUCAGUGCAGGUUACCCCCCUGCAGGUGCAGCUGCCCCUCCCCUCCCCAGAGGUGGCUGCCCCCCAGCCCCUGCCCCCACAGACACAGCUCCCUGCUCACAUCCUUAUGGGGACUGAGGCAAUGGAGGCUGAUGCCUGCGGGGUGUUUCAUGCCCUCUGCUGGAGGGACUCAACCAGGCUCCAAGGUGUGUCAUGGCCCCUGUAUGGUCAGCAGGGAAUGGGGAUUCCCCUCUCCAUCCUCUCCUCUCACCCCCGUCAGGUCUUCGAGGACGGGCGGCUCUCGGACCCGGAGACCGACGCGCUGUCUGACUGCUCCUCCCUGGAAGCAGAGGCCAAGAGGGGACCGGGGCCCCUUGCUUUCGUGCCCCAGUCCACCCCGUGCCGGACGCUGGAGCAGCCCCUGGACAGGGGCAGCGAGGACCUGGAGUGGGACCCCUCGGUGGAUGUUGGGGGGUCGACCUCCCAUGAUGACGAGGACUCGUCUUAUUACAGCGCCAUCACUGGUUCAUGGGAAGAGUCAAGAUGGGGCCCCUCCUGCCAGCUGUGCAGCUCCCCCCGCUCCAGAUGUGGCCCAGAGGAUGCCCAGCCGGGCUCCCUCCUGGCCAGGGACAAGGCACACCUUCCUGUAGCAGUCCCGAGGGCCGCAGACGCCGCCGGGGACAGCUCCGGUGAGUGCGAGGCCUGGCCUGUUGGAGGGAGGUGCCUAAAUCCCCUAGUCUGCCUUCCAAACUCAGCACUCACCCCUGCUCCCUGCCUCCUCGUUUCAAUACAGCCCCCUUCUGACGCACAGAAGAGUUGUUCCCCCGCCCCGGGAGGGGAAGCCGGGGCUGCCCCUGGUUUAAGUGAUGUGACCAAGACCACAGCUCCGGUGAGUGCGAGGCCUGGCCUGUUGGAGGGAGGUGCCUAA
Messenger RNA from Alligator sinensis (Chinese alligator), 1259 nucleotides. RefSeq lists its product as uncharacterized. The transcript has 3 exons. Gene Ontology annotation, cellular component: nuclear envelope; meiotic nuclear membrane microtubule tethering complex. The coding region runs from base 459 to 1259 and encodes 266 amino acids. The record is from RefSeq and is a predicted model, not a curated record. NCBI's taxonomy places the organism in Eukaryota, Metazoa, Chordata, Crocodylia, Alligatoridae.